Molecule: messenger RNA, 1305 nt
Organism: Pyricularia oryzae 70-15
Lineage: Eukaryota; Fungi; Ascomycota; Sordariomycetes; Magnaporthales; Pyriculariaceae
Exons: 2
Coding region: 1-1200 (399 amino acids)
Source: RefSeq, a predicted model, not a curated record
AUGUCAAUGUUGGAAAGGGUGCAAGCUGAGCUCUGGUCGGUCGAGGAUGAGCGGAAGCUGAUUCAGGAGUGCCCAAACUUUGAUGCCAGCCAAGACCAAGACGAUGACGAGCUCGAAGCCUGGAGACUUUUGGGAUACCUCUACGACGACGCCAUGCUCUCUGAUCUCUUCACCUACGGGCUCAGGAUCGGCAAAGUGGUGGCGGCCAACGGCCAAUUCAGCUUCUACCACGCCCUGUGCCAUGUUCUCGUGUACCCGGGCUUCAAGGGCAAUCUGAAUAUCUUGCGCUUCGUCCUACAGAUGAUUGCCUACAUCAAGAUCGAGAACCACGCCCGGCCAUUCGGCCCCGUCUCGCCCCAUCCAAAGGUCAUGGAGACCUUUUACAACCUGCGCGCCAAGUAUCGAGGCAAGGUUGCAGACGACGGAAGCCGAAGAGACGAGGGCGCCGUGGCCCUGGCACUCUGGAAAGACACCAACCCGGCCAACGACGGCCACAUCUGCAAAAUUCUCGACAACCUGCAGUUGGAAAUAGACCGCUGGCUGAACCGACAGCCAGCUACACCCGUGUACUCCCCCGCCGAGCAGCAAGCCUUUGUGGUCGACACGGACGAUCUCGCACGGCUGGUGGCAGCCAUCGAAAAGACGUCACCCACAAGAUGCAACCUCUUGCUCGACGAAGCGAGAAUCGCCCUGCCGGACGGGACGCGACCCUUGAGCUUUGGCCACCUCGAGACCAUCAAGAACCGGCUGGCCGUGGAGCACGAGCGCAGAUACCGGCUGCGCAAGAGGCUGCUCGCGUCGAGGGGCGAGGCGGCAGGCCGCGACCUGCACGUCUUUGACAUGCCCGGCGGCGACCCGGACCCCGUGUACGUCUAUGCGGACGACGUCAAGCCCGGCGAGCUCCGCGUGCUGGCGGGGGAGGUCAUGCCGCUCCGCUACCCGGUCUGCCUGGCGUACAGCAGCAGCACGCACCACGUCGACGCUCCGGCGGGCGUGGGUGCGUCGGGGAGCAUGGCCGGCACCAGGGUGACGCACGUCAGGAUGCGUUCGAGGGCGCAGAGCCCCGACUUUGGCGCGGGCGACGGCAGCAGUGUCGAGAAUUCAGUCGAGGUGGAGGAUGACGGCGAUGGGACUUGGCAAAUGUGGUUCGAGUAUGGCCGGACUUGCAACGACGGACCAAGGCGGAUCAAAAUGUCAUGACCGAAAGCAAAAAAAAAAAAAAAGAGAAAGGCCGCCCCAAUAGCAAUCGUCGACUAUCAGAUACGGCCAUACCCUCUGGAACAUACCGUGCCUUGCCUAUGGAGU